GCGGCAGCGCGCAGGCGCGCCGGGCAGCCCGGCCGGCGCAGGGCCCCGGUCCUCUUCCUCCUGCGCGGCGGCGGCGGCGCUCGGUGGGGCUGUGCGGGUCCAAGAUGUCGACCAAGAAUUUCCGCGUGAGCGACGGGGACUGGAUCUGCCCCGACAAGAAGUGUGGGAACGUGAACUUCGCCAGGAGAACCAGCUGCAACCGAUGUGGGAGAGAAAAAACGACUGAAGCCAAAAUGAUGAAAGCUGGAGGGACAGAGAUAGGGAAGACUCUGGCAGAGAAGAGCCGCGGCCUCUUCAGCGCCAACGACUGGCAGUGCAAAACAUGUGGCAAUGUGAACUGGGCCAGAAGGUCAGAAUGUAAUAUGUGUAAUACUCCGAAGUAUGCUAAAUUGGAGGAGCGGACAGGAUACGGAGGAGGAUUUAAUGAACGAGAGAAUGUUGAAUAUAUAGAACGUGAAGAAUCAGAUGGGGAGUAUGAUGAGUUUGGUCGCAAGAAGAAAAAGUAUAGAGGAAAGCCAGUUGGUCCGGCGUCUAUCCUGAAGGAAGUAGAAGAUAAGGAAUCUGAAGGGGAAGAUGAGGAGGAUGAGGAUGGAGAUCUUUCCAAAUACAAAUUGGAUGAGGAUGAGGAUGAAGAUGAUGCUGACCUCUCAAAAUAUAAUCUUGAUGCCAGUGAAGAAGAGGACACUAAUAAGAAAAAGAAAUCCAAUAGGCGCAGUCGUUCUAAGUCUCGAUCUUCCCACUCACGAUCUUCAUCACGCUCAUCCUCUCAUUCAAGCUCAAGGUCUAGGUCCAGGUCCCAUUCAAGAAGUUCUUCCAGUUCCAGAUCAAGAUCUCGUUCCAGUUCCAGAGAACACUCUAGAUCUCGUGGGUCGAAAUCAAGAUCCAGCUCCAGGUCCUACAGGGGGUCUUCAACCCCAAGGAAAAGAUCUUACUCAAGCUCUCGUUCGUCAUCGUCCCCCGAGAGAAGCAAGAAGCGAAGUCGUUCUAGAUCUUCUUCAUCUGGUGAUCGCAAAAAAAGACGAUCGAGAUCACGGUCACCCGAAAGACGCCGCAGAUCAUCAUCUGGAUCUUCCCAUUCUGGUUCCCGUACAAGUUCUAAAAAGAAAUAAUGUCUUAAAGCUCACAUUUAGGAAAAAAAAAAAAGAAAAAGUUUCCAGUCAGUGCAUGAGACAUUUUUAAGAAGUUGGUGUCUUACUUGGUCAGAAGUGCUAAAUCUGCUAGUAGAGGUGCAUGUCUGUCCUUGCUUUCUGGAAAACUGCAGCUUUGUUCAUUCAUGAAACAAAAAGUGAGAUAGCAUUUUAAGCCAUAAACUCCUCAGAGGUGUGAAGGUUUUUUGUUUUGUUCUCUUUGAUUAAGAGGUUUUUUGUUGUUGUUUUUUUUAAGACUCAGUUACUCGAUUUCUAGCUUUCCUAUGUACGAGCAGUCGUGGGUUGGAUACGUUUAUAUCAUUUACCACUCUGCUCUUGAUGUGGCGAUUACAAAAAAAGUAUCUGAGGAUGUCGGAGGAGCCCAUGAGCUUUCUGCAUCUCCUGAGCUUGUUUCAUGUAGCUCUCGUGGGACCACAAAGAUUUAGUGUAGCUGUAGGGCUGUUACUGCCCACCGGAUCAAAGCAGUGAGUUCUUGGGUCUCAUUUGUUCUAUUGUUCUGUGUUGAAGUAGAAACGUAGGUGGCUGCCCCCUUCUUUAGCUACGCUCAGUGCAGAAAUGCUGCUAAGUACCAAGUCCAUCAUACGAUUCUGUAGAGAGCGCAUUGGAUUUUGUUCCUUCCAUGCGAGGAUGUCUGAGAUGCGGGGCACUGCCCUCCCCAUUGCUCAAGUCUUGUAGCUGCCGCUCCUGUCACUGUAGAAACGAUUCACUGCAGUCAGCAACGUGCACCUCCUGCAGUUGGUACCGGGUGCAGUUUUUUCACGUGCAUGGAUCCUGGGCUUUGCAGUCCUUUCUUAUAAAAGGAUCGCUCGGGAGCUCCUCUUGAGAUGGAGGAAUGAUGGAACUAGCUUCUUGGAAUCAAGUGAAGUUUCAGCAGGCCAUCUGUAAAAUUCCUUUUCGGCAGACAGAUUUUCCAGGUAUCUGAACUUUAUUUAUGUUUAAAAACGCAAAUAAACCGUAGAAAGUUCUAGUAUCUUCAGUGUGUUCUUCAUCCUUCUUUUUUUUUCCCUAAACGUAUACUUUAUGGCUUAAAAUGCUUUACGGAAUUUAUUUCGCUAGUAGUAUCCCAUUGAAACUUGGUCUCUCUUGAGCUCCGUUUGGUUAAGAAAGAUUUAAGUAUCUUCAGUGCCAUCACAAGGUAAGUAUGUUAAGGAAAAUUCUUUUUAAGCAAGCGAACAGCGAUAUCUGCAAUUAUCUCCACAGUAAAAGUUCAAGCCCAUAGCUGACAGGAAGUUUCUAAGAUGAACUACACCAAAACAAACGGAGCAAAAUUAAAAACUACCUGCUUUUCCUCGUAAAGACACUUGUUUGGGACUGUUAUAUAGGCAAAAUGGUUUUGGUGUAGAAAUAUUUUGGCAAUCUUUCAGCAGGGGGAAAAAAUGACCUGCCAUUUCUUCUUUAAUGCUUUCUUUCCAUCUAAUUUCCAUGCUAAGUGUGCGUAGGUUACACAAGAGCAGGUUAGUCUGUAACUGUGCCUCUGACGACUUUCAAGUCCAACUACUAAAGUGUAAAGAGCAGAUCUAAUAGACGCUAUGUUGUUACCUUUGGUUUUUUUCCUUGUGCUCUGUAUUACAAUUGUUGCUGUACUUGCCAGAUGAAAGUUUUUACAUUUAGCGAGUGGUGGCCUACAGACAAAAAGAAAAUUAUGGUUUCAUUUGGCUUAGACAAAAUGUAAGGCAAAAUGAUUCUGUAGACGAGUGUAAAUAAAAGCUGUGAGUCAA
This is a messenger RNA of Numida meleagris (helmeted guineafowl), 2866 nucleotides long. It is a transcript of the gene ZRANB2, whose product is annotated as zinc finger RANBP2-type containing 2. NCBI's taxonomy places the organism in Eukaryota, Metazoa, Chordata, Aves, Galliformes, Numididae. The transcript is spliced from 10 exons. Gene Ontology annotation, molecular function: lipopolysaccharide binding; RNA binding. Gene Ontology annotation, biological process: RNA processing. Bases 105 to 1109 code for a protein of 334 amino acids. The record is from RefSeq and is a predicted model, not a curated record.